This is a messenger RNA of Anolis carolinensis (green anole), 668 nucleotides long. Its product is annotated as E3 ubiquitin-protein ligase RBBP6-like. Gene Ontology annotation, cellular component: nucleus. The record is from RefSeq and is a predicted model, not a curated record. Gene Ontology annotation, biological process: ubiquitin-dependent protein catabolic process; protein ubiquitination. Gene Ontology annotation, molecular function: zinc ion binding; ubiquitin protein ligase activity. Lineage: Eukaryota; Metazoa; Chordata; Lepidosauria; Squamata; Anolidae.
CACUCCCGCCCCGUCUGCGUCGCGCGCAUGCCCAGUCUUCCGGCUGCCCGCCCGGGGUGAGGGAGUGCGCAUGCGCAGCAUAGAAGCGAGGGGGCGGAGCCGUUGCUGUCGACGACGCUUGCUUCCUUGCUGGCUGCUACUCUCAGUUCUGCCGUUCGUUGCCGGUUCUUGCCGUUACCGGUCGGGAAGCCCCGUCAGGGAUUGAGGAGGCGACGAAAGGUCGACAUUUUGUUGAGAUUGUUAAGAAGCGGAAGGCGUGAGAGAGAGAGAGGAAAGGCCGAAAGAAGCGGGCGCCAUGAUGGAGGCCUAGCAGGCCCAGCAGGCCCCUCAGGGAUUGGGACGACGACUACAAGGCCUCUGAGGAGAGAAGUGAGCGAGCGAGAAAGGGAGGGAGGCCUAGGCCGCCGCCCCCGCGCCCCGCUGGGCCCGGGCAGCGGCGGCGGGCCCCGCGGCCUGGUCUCCGUUUCCUCCUUCCUCUUCCCUCGUCUUUGCCGCCGCCAUCAUGUCCUGCGUCCACUACAAGUUCUCCUCUAAGCUCAACUACGACACGGUCACCUUCGACGGGCUCCACAUCUCGCUCUGCGAUCUCAAGAGGCAGAUCAUGGGCCGCGAGAAGCUCAAGGCCGCCGACUGCGACCUCCAGAUCACUAACGCCCAGACCAAGGAAG